AAAGGGGAACUCCCCAGGAGUUUAUUGCUGCCAUUAAAAUAUGAUCUCCUGAUAUUUUAUUAUAAAUUGACACAAGGAGGCAAAGAAACUGUUCCCGGAUUGAUCUGUGAGGAUGUCUGAGAGGAGAAAGAAGAGGAAGCUCAGCACUUCUUCGCCUGUGGUGUCUGAACAGCCAAUCAGCACCAAGAGAGAGAAGGAGAGCGGAGACGAUGAGUCUACAGUUUCAAGUAUUGAUUCUUUAAAGAGUUCUGCGUCCAUGUUCGAGCCGCUGGUUUUUGGUGAUGAAAGUAAACAAAGGGACACUGAGUCCGCAUCGCCAAGGGCCGAUUCUUUAAAGAGUUCUGCGUCCAUGUUCGAGCCGCUGGUUUUUGGUGAUGAAAGUAAACAAAGGGACCCUGAGUCUGCAUCGCCAAGGGCCGAUUCUUUAAAGAGUUCUGCGUCCAUGUUCGAGCCGCUGGUUUUUGGAGAUGAAAGUAAACAAAGGGACCCUGAGUCUGCAGCACCAUGGGCUGAUUCUUUAAAGAGUUCUGCUUCCAUGUUCGAGCCUCUGGUUUUUGGUCAUGAAAGCAAAAAAAGCUGUUCAGUAUGUACAGAGGUUUUGAGGGAUCCAGUCCAGUAUAUGUGUGGACACUGGUCAUGCAAACAGUGUGUCGGCACAGACCUGGACCAGCAUGAUUCACCAGAAGACCACCCCUGCAAGAGGUGUGGAAAGAAACCCAAAUAUCAAUCCAAACCCCAAAGAGUUACAGAGACACUUAAUGUGGCCAGACCUUCUCGGAAAACAAAGACUUUUAAAGAAAGGAUGAGACUCAAGUUUACUUCAGUAUCUGAAGGUAACGGUGACUCAAAGAGGGCCUUCAACAGCGUCUAUACCGAGCUCUUGAUCACCAAUAAAGAGAGUGAAGGGCUGCAUGAAGAACAUGUGUUCAGACACAUCAAACAAAAAUCGUUACCAGGAUCCCCUAAAUCAAAGGUUGACCUGAGCGACAUCUUCAAGCCUUUGUCCGGCCAAAAGGAACCGAUCAGAACAAUCCUGACGAAGGGCGUGGCAGGAAUCGGGAAAUCCUAUUCCGUGCAGAAAUUCCUUCUUGACUGGGCCGAGGGGAAAGAGAACCAGGACAUCCAUUUGGUGUUCUGUAUUUCUUUCAGAGAGCUCAAUUUGAUUAAAGGUGACAAAAGCUUACUGGAGCUCCUGACUGAGUUUCACCCUGCUCUCAAAGAACUAAAGGAUUCAGUGGAUCUCAUGAAAGCCAGAACCAUAGUGGUCCUGGAUGGCCUGGAUGAAAGUCGAUUUAAACUAGACUUUAAGGACAAGCCGGUAACAUCUGUCACUGAAGGGACAUCUGUGGCUAAUCUCCUUGCAAACCUCAUCAAGGGUAACCUUCUUCCAGAUGCCAAACUCUGGAUAACGACUCGUCCAGCAGCAGCUGAUCAGAUCCCUGCAGAGUUUGUGGACAUGGUUACAGAGAUCAGAGGGUUCAGUGAUCCCCAAAAAGAGGAGUACUUGAGAAGGCGAUGCAGUCAUGACCCAGGCCUUGCUGACAGAAUAAUUUCACACAUUCACUCGUCACCGAGUCUCGACAUCAUGUGCCAGAUCCCGAUCUUCUGCUGGAUUUCUGCUGUGUUGUUUGAGGAGAUCUUUAGGGAAGAUGAGGAAGCUGAACCCCCUCAAACUCUUACAGAGAUGAUGGCACAUUACUUGUUUGCUCAGACAACCCGCAGGAACAGAAAAUAUGACAAGAACACAGAAGAACAAGAGCAACUUCUGAAGAACCACAAGGAAUUCCUCCUGAAACUCGGCAAGCUAGCCUUCAUCCAGCUGCAGAACAACAACAUUAUCUUCUACAGAGAAGACCUUGAACAGUGUGACAUCGAUGUGAAAGAGGCAACCAUCUUUUCCGGGUUUUGCUCAGAAGUUCUAAGAGAAGAACAAGUCUUCUCCGAGAAGAUCUUCUUCUUUGUGCACCUGACCAUACAGGAGUUCUUCGCAGCACUUUUUGUCUACGACUGUUUCACAAAUCAGAAAACCGAAGAGCUUAGCGAGUUCCUUGACCUGAAGGAUGAGGAACACUCUUUACUCGAUCUUCUGAAGAUGACCCUUGAGAAAGUGCUGGAGAAGAAGAAUGGCCAUCUGGACUUCUUCAUGCGAUUCCUCCUUGGCCUCAUAGUCGAACCCAACCGGAGACUUCUUCAGGGUCUGCUGACAUCACCAGGCCCAGACGAGGACAAGAAAAUCUUGACUCACCUCAAGGCGAUACGGAGGAAGACCCUCCCUCCAGACAGUAGCAUCAUCCUCUUUCAGGCCAUGGUGGAGAUGAGAGAUCACAAAGUCAAAGAUGAAAUCCAGGAAUUUCUCAGAUCACCAGAACGUUCCAAAACAGAGCUGACUCCGCUGCACUGCUCGGCACUGGCUUACAUGCUUCAGGUAUCGAAGGACGAUCUGGAGGUUUUGGACUUGAAGAGUUUCAACACAACAGAUGAAGGAAGAAGAAGGCUGAUACCAGCCGUGAGGAUCAGCAGGAAGGCUAUACUCGCGGACUGCAAAGUGACAGAAGACUGGGUUGAACAUUUGGCCUUUGGUCUCAAGUUCCCCUAUCUACCUUUGAGAGAUCUUGAUCUGAGCAACAAUGACCUGAAAGAUUCAGGAGUGUCGCUGCUCUGUGGCGGACUGUUGAGUAAAUUCUGCAAACUGAAGAUUUUGAGGUUGUCAGGUUGUCUGGUCACGGAGGGUGGCUGUGCUUAUCUGGCCUCGGCUCUCAAGUCCAACCCCUCCCAUCUGUUUGAGCUGGACCUGAGCUACAACAAUGUGGGGGUCUCAGGAGAGAGGAUGCUCACUGAGCUGAAAGAAGAUCCACAGUACAAGCUCAGCGAACUCAGGGUUGAUCAUGGAGGAAUUGAAAGGAUGACCCCAGGAUUCAAGAAAUAUUCCUGUGAGCUGACCUUUGACCCCAAAGCCACCCAGAAGAACCUGACUUUCUCCGAAGAUAACAGAAAGGUAGCUUGGGAAGAAGAGGAGCAGCAAUUCCCAAGUGCCGCCGAAGGAAGGUCCGGUCAGCGCCAACAAGUGCUGUGUCAGCAGGGUCUACAAGAGCGCCACUACUUUGAGGUUGAGUUUGAGAUGUUGAAGCCCUUCACAGUUGGGUUAACAUACAAAACCACUGAUGAGAAAGGGGAUGUGGAUGAUUGGAAGCUGGGACAGGAUGUCCCAUCUUGGAGUCUAACUUGCUCCAGUGAUGGUUGUUUUGUUUUGCACGGGGACGAGACAAUCAGUGUUGCUCCCCGUUGCUCCCGAUCUAGUUGGGUGGCAGUGUACCUGGAUUGGCCGGCUGGUACUCUGUCGUUCUACAGAGUUUCCUCUGACAGUCGAACCCGCCUCCAUACCUUCAAAACAAAGUUCAGUGAGCCUCUAUAUCCUGCUGUUGAACUCCACCCUGGUUGUUAUGCAUCAUUAAGUCUGUAAACGUGAAUGUCACGUCAUUCAGGCGAGCGUCCCAGGGUGUAAAUAUGCAUGUGGAUGUCCGGUCAGGCUUCAUACAACAUUUUUUACAAAGAAGAAUAGAGAAGAGAGGUUGGAGGAGAGGGAAAAUACGGUCGAUGGAUUCUGGAAAUAUUGUAAAUGAAGGGUACAGCAUGCUGCCCAGCAAACCAAUCACAGGGCUUGUGGUCCGUGCUGUUUCAACGUGUAGUUACACUUUGGAGGAGGUGAAGGAAACAAGAAGGUGUACAGUACAAGAAUUCCAACAAGAAUCUAUAUAGAAAAGAAAUGUUCAUCAAAGACGACAGCUUGGCCAUAAUUCUCCUGUCAGCCACCACCUCCACAGGGUCCAAGACUGAGCUGGCCUUCUUCACUAGUUAGUUCAGUCUUGCUCUCCUGUAUCCUGUCCGCCCACAGCAGGUGUAAUCCUUCCAAUUUGGCGUUCGUGUCCAGUGUUAGCUCUGUUAGCAUGAUGCUACUCUGCCAGUAUUCCCUCUGGUGUUGGGUUAGCUCGUCCACCUUAUCGUAGAUAGAUCUUACAUUCCCCAUAACGGUGGGUGGAAGGACAGGUCGAUGUUGUCUUUUUUAGCUUGCACCUCAGUACCAGCACAUCAUCCUUGUCUACUUCUCCUCAGCUUGCAGGGAACAACGGGCCUAGCAUCGUUUAGCAUCAACAUGCUACAGGCUGCUAACAGCUGAUCUCGUAUGUAAACAAUGUUACCAUGGAUACACGCAGGAUCUCCGGACACAGACAGGAACAAAAAUAGCAAAAACACAACUGUAAACGUAGACAGUUUGGUGUCUAUGGCCAACAAAUGAAUCAUUAAAAGUCAUGACGGGCUCCAAAUACAAAGAGAACUAAACAGAUAUGAAAAAAGAACAACAAAGAGAGAGCUGCUGCAACAAGCAGCCACUCGAGCAGCGCUAAGCAAUGGAAAAAAGUUAACUAGUCAACACUGGUAUGAAUUGGGAUGUGUGGACAAGUUGAUGAGAAGAUACAGAACAGUUGUGAGACGCCAAGAGAGCAGAGGCCAUCUUUAGAGUUUUGGUAGAAGUAGGGUGACGCCGAAGAUUUCCUUUGGCCUUUGUUUUGAGUUUAGUCUGCGUCUUACUGAGAGUCAGAGUCAAGGAGGCAGAGCUGGACAACUGGGUCGAGGCUGGAGGAGGACCAACGCGGUGCAAGUCCAUGCUUUACCGUUUCCUCUAGCCAACAGCCAAAUAUAUGCACCGGCACCCGAGCCUCGGAAGGCCUAGACAUGAACUGAAUCCCCAGGGUUGUGUUUCCGUGACACUGACUCUGACGAACCUUCUUCAUUGAACUUUGAAACAGCUCCAUUUUGCUCCGAAUAUCAUCUUAUCAUCUAUAAACGUGUACAGCUAACGUUUAGUGUGUAUCUGCAUAUUUUGUUAAAUUAGGAGGUUUGUGUUCCGUGUGUUAUCGGUAUUAACAUUUCCAAGGGGCUUGUGUUUAGAUCAUUUAAUUUUAAUUUUUUUAUCUUGUGUUUAUCUCAAUGAACUUAUAAGUUUAAUUCUAUUGUUUAUCUUCUUUUAGUUAAAUACUUUACUCAAGACUAUUUAUUUUCUAGGCAUCUGGAGGACUGCUCCUUACAAAUUUCACUGUUACACCGUACCAUGACAAUACAGAUAUCUUAAGAGUUUUUACCCAGAUAGGGAGCUGUUGGCCUAGUAGUCUAAGCAUGCCCCACAUACAGAGGCUAUAGUCCUCGUUGAAGCUGUCACAGGUUCAACUUCUGGCCUCGACCAUUUGCUGCAUGUCUUCCCCCACUCUCUACUCCCCCACAUUUCCUGUCUCUCUCUCCAGCUUUCCUAUCCAAUAAAGUAAAAAUGCCAAAAAAACAACUUAAAAAAGAAUAACAGAGGGGAGGCUCUGACCGAGCGGUUUGACCACAUGCCCCAUGUACAGAGGCUAUAGUCCUUGGCGCAGUGGUCGCAAGUUCGACUCCCGGCUUCGACCAUUUCCUGCAUGUUUUCCCCCACUCUCUACUCCCCACAUUUCCUGUCUCUCUUCAGCUUUCCUAUCCAAUAAAGUAAAAAAAUGCCUAAAAAUAACACAACUUAAAAAAAAAAAAAAGGGGCACCGCUGACCGCCACGCAUUUUAAGUUUGCUCCACAUGUACAGAAGCUAUAGUCCUUGUCGCAGUGGUCGCAGGUUCGACUCCCCGCCUCGACCAUUUGCUGCAUGUCUUCCCCCACUCUCUACUCCCCACAUUU
Molecule: messenger RNA, 5707 nt
Organism: Notolabrus celidotus (New Zealand spotty)
Lineage: Eukaryota; Metazoa; Chordata; Actinopteri; Labriformes; Labridae
Product: NLR family CARD domain-containing protein 3-like
Exons: 12
Coding region: 113-3460 (1115 amino acids)
Molecular function (GO): protein binding
Source: RefSeq, a predicted model, not a curated record